AGGAGGCUGCGCCCCCUACUCUCCGCCCGGCCGCGCGGUGCCGGCCCCAGCUCUGCGGACGGCCCGGGAGGCUGAUCUGGCUGCGGAGGUCGAUCCUGACAGCUCGGGGGCAGGAGGGGGGCUGGCCCUGCUCCUCACGCCCACCCCGCAGGGACCCAGACGCCGCUCCGGCCCCCUCCCUGCACCCCGUCAGCCCGGGAGCUGCAGGAGACCGGGGCGCAUCUUUCCAAGCGCCGGGCCUCGCUCUGGGACAACGGUGUCCUGGGGGCGGGGAGGGCGCGCGGAGGUGCCAGGGGCGGCGGGGGACCCGGCCUGGCAGCACCGCUUCAAGUUUCCACCGGCGCGGUUGUGCAACCGGGAGGGGAGCGUGAGCCGCAGGCGCCUCGGAAAACAAGCCGAGCCCAUAAACAAAGCCACGUGGCCUCCGGGCCGGGGGGCCGGGCUAAGAGCGGGCGGCUCUUCCGGCAACAAAGAGCUGCGGCCGGCUGCGGGGAUAAAUACUGCGGCAGCUACUGCCGCGCAGCACUCCCGGAGCCUGCAGCGCUUGAGAUCCUCUCCGCGCCCGCCACCCCGCAGGGUGCCCCGCGCCGUUCCCGCCGCCCCCGUUGCGGGCCCCUGCACCCCGAGCAUCCGCCCCGGGUGGCACGUCCCCGAGGCCACCAGGCCGGCCCCGUCUCCCCAUCCGUCUAGUCCGCUCGCGGUGCCAUGCCAUUCCUCGGGCAGGACUGGCGGUCCCCCGGGCAGAACUGGGUGAAGACGGCCGACGGCUGGAAGCGCUUCCUGGAUGAGAAGAGCGGCAGUUUCGUGAGCGACCUCAGCAGUUACUGCAACAAGGAGGUAUACAAUAAGGAGAAUCUUUUCAACAGCCUGAACUAUGAUGUUGCAGCCAAGAAGAGAAAGAAGGACAUGCUGAAUAGCAAAACCAAAACUCAGUAUUUCCACCAAGAAAAAUGGAUCUAUGUUCACAAAGGAAGUACUAAAGAGCGCCAUGGAUAUUGCACCCUGGGGGAAGCUUUCAACAGACUGGACUUCUCAACUGCCAUUCUGGAUUCCAGAAGAUUUAACUACGUGGUCCGGCUGUUGGAGCUGAUAGCAAAGUCACAGCUCACAUCCCUGAGUGGCAUCGCCCAAAAGAACUUCAUGAAUAUUUUGGAAAAAGUGGUACUGAAAGUCCUUGAAGACCAGCAAAACAUUAGACUAAUAAGGGAACUACUCCAGACCCUCUACACAUCCUUAUGUACACUGGUCCAAAGAGUCGGCAAGUCUGUGCUGGUCGGGAACAUUAACAUGUGGGUGUAUCGGAUGGAGACGAUUCUCCACUGGCAGCAGCAGCUGAACAACAUUCAGAUCACCAGGCCUGCCUUCAAAGGCCUCACCUUCACUGACCUGCCUUUGUGCCUACAACUGAACAUCAUGCAGAGGCUGAGCGACGGGCGGGACCUGGUCAGCCUGGGCCAGGCUGCCCCCGACCUGCACGUGCUCAGCGAAGACCGGCUGCUGUGGAAGAAACUCUGCCAGUACCACUUCUCCGAGCGGCAGAUCCGCAAACGAUUAAUUCUGUCAGACAAAGGGCAGCUGGAUUGGAAGAAGAUGUAUUUCAAACUUGUCCGAUGUUACCCAAGAAAAGAGCAGUAUGGAGAUACCCUUCAGCUCUGCAAACACUGUCACAUCCUUUCCUGGAAGGGCACUGACCAUCCAUGCACUGCCAAUAACCCAGAGAGCUGCUCCGUUUCACUUUCACCCCAGGACUUUAUCAACUUGUUCAAGUUCUGAAUCCCAGCACAUGACAACACUUCAGAAGGGUCCCCCUGCUGACUGGAGAGCUGGGAAUAUGGCAUUUGGACACUUCAUUUGUAAAUAGUGUACAUUUUAAACAUUGGCUCGAAACUUCAGAGAUAAGUCAUGGAGAGGACAUUGGAGGGGAGAAAUGCAGUUGCUGACUGGGAAUUUAAGAAUGUGAACUUCUCACUAGAAUUGGUAUGGAAAAGCAAAAUACUGUAAAUAAACUUUUUUUCUAACAAUUUGCCAGCAAGACUAUAAGGGCAAUAAUUCUAUUUCAGCGGUGAAAAUGGAGUCCUCUUAAUGGUCACAGAAACUCCCUUAUAGUUCCCUAGGAAGAAAAAGGCAAAACUCAAAUACAAAAUAGGACGCUUUGUUUACAAUGUGAAAAUUUGUUUAGAAAAGAAAAAAAGAAGAAGGAAAACUACAUAGGAGAAAUUCCUGGGCUUUGGGGUUUGAUCUGGUGUUUGUUUUGAGAAGGCGAAGGAAGCGCCACCCAUCCUAAACCUGCAUGGGCACAGAGCCUUACCCUACAGAGAUACCACACAAUGGUCUACCUCUAAAAGCGUAGAGUGCCCUCUCUGACAACGCAUGUGAUCCAGUAGGCAGUGUCUGUUUUUCUCGUAAGUGUUUUCAUCACUAUAAAAAGUGAUUUAAAAUGGAAAGGGAUAUUGGAGGCAAUCCUCUGGUUUCACACUUCCUUUUCAGGCAAACAGGGCCCUCCUUAGAGUUAUCUGUUCACCAGAACAACCCAAAAGCACAUGUUCCUUUUUUCCUGUCAUGUUGUAGCUCAUUUGGGGGAAAAGAAGGCCAACUUAAAACAGUCCCAGGGGAGGAUUGCUUGAGCCCAGGAGUCUGAGGUUUGCAGUGAGCUAUGGUCGUGCCACUGCACUCCAGCCUGUCUCCAAAACAAAACAAAACAAAACAAAAGCCGUCCCAGAGAAAGUCCUGCUGCAGAAAAGAUGAUAGAAUUGGUCACCCAAUCAAUAGCUGUGAAGACUUCCUUAUUCCUGCUGAACUUCCUUCCUUGGAUAUCUUCAUGGAUAAGCCUGUGUCUGUGGACAGAGUGGGGCCCAAGUGCUGAGGCUCGAAAGACAGGUUUUACAAUCAGCCAAUUAAACAUCUUACCAGUUGCUGUACCCCUUGCCAAGGGGAUGAGCUGAGGAGCUUCUUUUCUUUAGGUCCAACAUCAAAAUGAGUCCAUCUGAGCUAGGGCUUUUUGCAAAGGUGAUUAAAAAUCAAGGCUGGAGUUCCAGCCAAAUAGGGAGGAGAGGUACCACAAGUUCAUCUUAAACUUGCUUCCGGGCUGGGUAGUUAAAACAGGAAGAUCCCAAGGGGAUCUUACGAGGCAAAUAUCAGCAGGUAACUGUGGAAGAAAGGAAAUCUCAGGACCUAAUGAGUUCGUUGUAAAAUAUUCCUGGGAGCAGAUGGGGGAUCUACUCCCAGUUUUUUACUUUUUACAGAAUAUUGUUGCUUUCCUACAACAAUGUACAUAUAUUUGCAGUUGUAUAUGCUUUUUUUUUUUCCAAAUAAACUUGUCACCCUGCAUGCCCUUGGCAAAUAAGUGAAGCAGAAAUAGGAACACAGUCCACAUUCAAGUUGAGGAACAGUGUAUCUUUAAGAGCUGACGUUUGGGUGACCUGGAAAGGGGGAAAGAUGGCUAAGCAUGGGGAGAAACGAGGCAAGAGACAAGCUAUGAUACAACACCACUUCAGCCCCUGCCCUCAAUAGCACACAACCCACGUAUCAGCUUUCUGAAGAGAAGGAACCUACUGUUUAGUGCUCCUCACUUUGCAAUGUUUGUGCUACGCCAGAAUUUCUCCAGUUUUUUUCAUUAUCAUCCCCCUGAGAAAAAAAUUACAUUGAAUUUAAAUUUUCCCUAAUAAGAGAAAUUAAAUAUGAAAGAAUAGGAUUUUGUUGGGUAAGAUUGAGCUUUGGAAGGUCACGAACCAUUAUUCUAUCUAAGGUGUGUGUUUUGUUUUGUUUUGUUUUGUUUUGUUUUUUUGCAAUCCCUCUCCCCCUGAACCAAUUUCACAUUGGGAAUGCAGGACCUAGACUGCUGAAUAAAAAGCUGCUUCUUCUAUAAUUGUCAGGUUCUCUCCAAUUUCUCAGCUUCCUCAAAGACAUGGGGUGGAGUUGGGUGUGCCAUCACUGAGAGAGCUCUGGAACUUUUGACUCUUAGUGACAUUUUUAGAUUUAGGGGUUCAUGGCCUUCCACAUGUUGCCACCAACUGGUGAUCUCUGCCCCUUCAUGCUGAUCAAGAAAGUAGAAACUCCUCGUCGCCUUCAGGUUUGCAGUCGCAGAAACAUUGCCUGCUGUGGACUGUCAGCACAAAACUGGGACACCGGUCUCAUUUAGACUGUCAGCAGUGCACAUGAUUGUACGAUAGACUCCAGGCAACCAUGUGCAUCUGUGCAAGAUGACCUCUGCCCCAAGAGAAGGGUUACGGUCUAAUUAAAUGUUUACCAAGAUGGUACCAGUGGGCUCUCCCCGUGUCCUUUGGUGUUAUUGGAGCUGGUGUAUGACAGACUCAAGGAAAUUUUUUAAGGAAAAUGAAGAAGAAAUCAACCUUUAUGGUUCUCUUUCAUUGGAAGAGGAGAAUAAGGAAGGAAAUGGCAGGUAGAGAGGGAGGGGGAAAGGAAUAGAAAUGGCAUGUCUUUGAUGCUGUGGCUUGUGUGGGGACAAUGGGAAGAGCACAGCAGGCACAGCAUAUCUGUGUUAGUGCCACGUGGUAUCUGUUAAGUAUGGCCAGAGCCUCACAUAUAAGUGAAGAGAAUUAAGACAAUUCUUGCUCUUUGAACAAUAAUAGUCUAUAGAAUUUCUAUUGGCAAACCAUCCCAGACAACCUGACCUAUCAAACAAAAGCAAAUAAUCCCUGUCUCAGAACUGCUGGUCUAAAAGCUAGAAGGGGCAUGACAAUGGAAAUUGCUAGAAAAGAGAGAAUGCUCUACUCUCUUUCCUGUGCCUACCUACCCCCAUCCUAAACCCUGUAAAACAGAAUUUCAAAAUAGAUGUCAAAUAUGAAGUAAUUCAGACUUCCAAAGAAGGAAAGAGUUCUGCCCAGGGCAGUAUGAGCAAAUCCACAGGGAUGUUAAGAUUUGGUCCAACUCAAAGGUUUAUGGGCAGUGAGCCUAGAGUCUCUUGAGAGUAAACCCUUGCAUUUGGGACAAGGAGAAUAUGUGAAGUUCAGGAGUGCUCACACUAGAGCAAGAUCCAGAAAAAAAAAAAAAAUCCAAUGGCAUUUUAAACUAGAUUGCAUUAUCACUCAAUGCUGUUACUUUGAGCAGACAAAUCAGUUGAAUGGGAGGGCAAAUGGCAGAAAUGAACAAAAGCUAUUAGGUGAAAGCAUCCCCAAUGUAUCAGUUGUGAGAUGAUUUUUGUUUAAUGAUGAUCAGGUUUACAUUGAAGUGGCUUGGAAGACGUAUUUCAGAGGGACUGAGUUUGUACUGCAAAACUCUGAACACUAGAGCAGGUUCUACUAGCACUUGGGCAGUAAGGUAGCGGGUGUGUAUUAUGCUAUUGCCAUAGUUCUCGUCUUUGUGGAUUCACAUACCCUUUCCCAUGAGGAGCUUGCUACUAACAGCCUCCUGUUUCUGUUGUUUUUAUAUGGGAGAAGAGAAAGAGCUUGGAAUUUCAAUUGUCUAAACAAUUGGUAUGAUUUACAAGGAGGCAAACCAUUCAGGAGAUGUUCAACAGUGUAUCAUUCUUAGCAUUCAAUACAAUGUUUAUUAUAACAUAUACACCUGAGUUUAUGUUUUUCUGCCAGGCUGAAGGGCAAUAAUGUCUUGCUAUGCAAACACUCUAUUUUAUGUGUGAAUUUUUUAACUGUAAUUUUAUGUGUGAAUUUUUUUAACUAAACUCUGUCAUCAUUUUCUAUGUUGACAUCUUUUUUUUUUUUUAAUCUGUUUCCAACUCUGAGUCUGUGAACUAUCUCUUCUGACUGGAUGCUGGCCUAAAAUCCUAUUAGUGCUUAAACAGACCUCAAAACACUCUGAACCUGUAGGCCAAUACAGAGAUGUUGUUCUUUGAUAUAUCUUGGGUCCUUGAUGGCUUCAACAAACAAGGUCAUAAUUUGUUUAAAUUCAGUGUUUUCUGUAGAUACCUUCUUCUCAGUUUCAUUAAGAAGAGUAACCAUCUUUGGUUUUCCAAAGAAUGGAAACUCCUACCCCAGACUUUAGACUUAGAGCUUCUGCCUUUCACGAUAAGUAAGAGAUCCAGAAUGUUUAGGGGAUGUGCGUCAGCCCACCUGGUACUCAGUGGCAAAGCUGAAUGCGAACUUGAGGCCUCCUGAGGCCUGACCUUCUGUGCCCCCAGCCCUGCACCCCAAGCACCUUUUGGUGUGGCUGGAAACACAUGACAUUGGAUGUGAUUUUUCUCAAGCCCUUCACUGUGGAAGGCAUGGGAGACUGCCCAGCAUUGGGCAUGCGGCUGUUAACGUUUCCAUUUCAAGUCCCUGAUUCUUACUGGAGAAGUUAAGGAGCCACUUAAUGUUUUCACAGACCUCUGAUUCUGUUGUGAAUGUGGCAUUCCAGUGAGUACAACCUGCUUGCUAUAAAGAAAGCAGCAUAUUUUGACAAUUUUAUUUCUUCCUUGGGUACUUACAUUUUUAUUACAAAAACGGCCGUUAUAAAAAAAGACAGAAGGGCUGGGCAGUGGCUUGCUCCCUAGAAACUGAGAUUCCGAAGCAGGUGUUUCCUCUCCCCUAGACUCAGAGGUACCUUUAAUCCAUCUUCUCCAUUUCCUCCUUCAGGACCAGCUAUGAGAUUCAGUGCAUUUCUAGCCCAGCGGAUGUUCAUUCUCCACUAAACUUCAUCUUUUACUAAGCAAAGGGGGAUUAUUCCAUGAGGCAGCCAGGAGCAAGGGGCCAUGAUAUUCAUGACUUUGUCUGCUGGGCAUUUUUCAAAGUGUCCUUGAAUUCACUCAGCAAACAAAGCUUUCUGGAGAAUCUCUCAAAACUUAGGCCCUGCUCCAUUUGGCCAAAAAUGAUGGCUGCUCCAAAACUCUGAACUUCUUAAAACUCCAUCUGCUACAUUAUUUCUGGAGUUUAAACAUGACUUUUUCUGUCUUUGAGUAUAGAUGUGUUUGUUUAAUUAACGAAGCACAAGUCUGUUAAGCAGAAGGCUCCAAGCUGUAUUCUAUACUUGGGAAUCCUUGGUGCCAUCUUUAUUCUACCAAGUGCCAAUCACCAUGGCUAAAGUGGGCGUAUAUUACAGCCUGUGUCCUAAGCUUAGAAGCUUUAAUGUACUUUUUUUAAAUGAAAAGUAUUAGAGGGGGUUGAACAUUGUAACUAAAGCAUAAAGUUAGACCAAUUACAUGCAGAGAUGUUUAUUUAAUAUUGUGUGAGCUGAGUCCUUCUGUAUAAAUUAUUUGCACACUUUUCUUGCAUGAUGAACUGAUUUUUUAUAGUUGUUUGUACCAGACGGUGGCAUAUUUUUGUAAAAAACUUUUGACACUGAAUUGCAAUAAAUGUUUUUCCAACAACA
This is a messenger RNA of Pan troglodytes (chimpanzee), 7263 nucleotides long. It is a transcript of the gene FBXO32, whose product is annotated as F-box protein 32. NCBI's taxonomy places the organism in Eukaryota, Metazoa, Chordata, Mammalia, Primates, Hominidae. Bases 706 to 1773 code for a protein of 355 amino acids. Gene Ontology annotation, biological process: protein ubiquitination. Gene Ontology annotation, molecular function: protein binding. The transcript is spliced from 9 exons. Gene Ontology annotation, cellular component: cytoplasm; nucleus; SCF ubiquitin ligase complex. The record is from RefSeq and is a predicted model, not a curated record.